UACGAUGAUGGCGGACCUGUCAAGCAGUCGUAUCUAAGUUCAUGCUCAACUGCCCCGAAUUUUACACGAAAACUUAAAUUUCAAGUCAAACUAAUUAAAAUAGGAAAGCGAUUUUAUUUUUUUUUAAAUAAGCGAAAGGACCUCCUGAAAGUAGCCUACAAGUUGGAACCUUAAUGUACUUUAAACCGAACAUGCCGAACCCGGUGCUGAGCGGAAGGACUGGAGCUAAGAUAGGCACUUCCUCAAUCCAAGCAAACAGAUGGGAGAGCGACUACUCGCAGAUGGAUGUUCCAACCGAGAGCCCCCCUCCUGCUACUUCAACGAAAACUCGGGCGCCCCCUUCAAAGGAAACGCAAAUGUGCAGCCCAGCUCGUCCGGUCAGUGGUGUCAACAUGGCGGCGGUAGAUGUCAUUGUGGAUAACUUGGUGACACUCUGGAGGAUACCGGCUGUCCGACAAAACUUCCCCUUGAUAUUUGUACUGAUUUCGGUCGUGGGGUCGCUUCUGAAAGAGCUGGACGUCGUCCCGCAGACAUAUUUCAGCAGCAGCGGAAAUGCCCUGAAUGUGUAUUUUGUCAAAGUGUCCUGGGGCUGGACAUUGCUACUGCUGACCCCCUUCCUCCUCCUGUCCAACUCCGCCUUCAACAGGAGCGUGUCCUUCCUCUCCCGCCGACUGCUGUCUCUGCUGGUGGCGACGGCCGUCUGGUACGCCUGCACCCAGACCUUCUUCUUCAUCGAGGAGGUGACCGGUUCGUGUUACGAAACCGGCACCAAGGAGGUUCUCAUCAAGGAGCUGGCGACCAAAGCCAGCUGCAGGCGGGCCGGCUUCAAGUGGCACGGCCACGACAUCUCGGGGCACUCCUUCAUCCUGGCCUACUCGGCUCUCUUCAUCGCGGAGGAAACGUCGCCGAUGGCCUCCCUAAGGACCGCCGGUCUGUCUGCGCUGCCCAGGAUGGUCCUCAACCUGCUGUACGUGGCCUUGAAUCUGAUCGUGAUCGUUUGGGUGUGGAUGUUUGCCUGCACCUCUGUUUACUUCCAUCACACGUCUCACAAGUUGCUAGGGACCUUGUGCGGACUGGCGGCGUGGUAUCUGACGUAUCGGGUUUGGUAUGUCAAACCUUUAUCACCAGGACUCCCCCCUCAGCGCCACCCAAAAGAACAGAAACAAAACGCCUAAGCUGCAGUCAUACGUUCCAGUACAACAUUGUCACUAAUGUUGCAGCCACUCUGGAAAACAACACACUACAGUUGUUGCUAUCCGUCUCCAGGUCCAAGCUGGCCGUGCUAAUUUAAGCUAUUUUAAGUUAUUCCCUCCUCAAAAGAAAGGUUGAUUUGUACAGGGAUGGUCGUUGGCAGCUGCUGUUCCCAAAAUGACUCUCAGUAAUCCGAGCUAAAAGCAAGACGCUGCUCUGCUGCCCAGCUUCUGCCUCUCACCUCCAGCUUCUGAGGCUCGCUUGCUUACACCAAGCGUUUGUCCCCCUAGUUUGUUGCCUUAAAAUGUUUUUAUUUGUGGAUGAUUCAUCAGAGAUUUUUAGAUGUCUGAAUGGGAACACUUGAGAAUGUUUACAGCUCCAGUUGUAUUUUUUUUUUUUUUUUUUUGCAGACAAAUGUAAAGAAGAUAUACAUUGUUUUUAUAGGAAACCACCAUCAGAACAAAGUCAGAUCAGACACCGUUACUACAGUGGGCCUAAAUGAUUUACUGAUUGAAAUGGUUUGGGCUCACUGCGGCUGUGGGUCAACACUGUAAAAGUUUGCUCCUAUGUAUGUAGAGCUUGAAUAGCAGAUAUGACCAUUUUAAUGUAUCAUCAUGCAUAGACUUAAGUUAUUUGCAAAGUAUUAUUAAAAUGCUUUAAAAGGUUUAAGGCUGGAAAUAUCUGCGAUUGUUUUAAAUUUGCUAAAAAACAAAAUAUGCAUCCCAAUUUCCUAAUGCACAAGGUGACAUCUUUUUAAAUGCUGUGUUUUUGUCCUGGAAAUAGUUGAAAACCCAAAUAUAUUCAAUUCACAAUCACGUAGGACCAAAGGCAAGCGACACAUCCUCACAACUGUAAAGGUGGAACCAGAGAGGUGGACUUUUGGGCUUGGAAAAAUAACCCAACUCAAAAGCAGUUGCAGAUUAGUUUUCUGUUGAUGGACUAAUCCAUUGGUCAACUAAUUGUUUCAGUUGUGGUUUUAUUUAUUGUCAACAACACUAUGAAAAGACAAAGUAACCAACCAAUAAGUGUUGCCAAAGCCUGAUAUAUUACGUUACUCUGUGCCGUAGAGCUCCACUCUUGUCCAAAAACUAUUAAAAAAAAUACAUCAAUGAUGAA
This is a messenger RNA of Perca fluviatilis (European perch), 2307 nucleotides long. RefSeq names its product fat storage inducing transmembrane protein 2 (gene fitm2). Gene Ontology annotation, cellular component: endoplasmic reticulum membrane. The record is from RefSeq and is a predicted model, not a curated record. Gene Ontology annotation, biological process: phospholipid biosynthetic process; lipid droplet organization; lipid storage. The coding region runs from base 174 to 1175 and encodes 333 amino acids. The transcript is spliced from 2 exons. Lineage: Eukaryota; Metazoa; Chordata; Actinopteri; Perciformes; Percidae.